Molecule: messenger RNA, 819 nt
Organism: Miscanthus lutarioriparius
Lineage: Eukaryota; Viridiplantae; Streptophyta; Magnoliopsida; Poales; Poaceae
Source: the annotation of a GenBank genome assembly
AUGGAGCCGCCGCCGCCGCCGGUGGGAGGGGCCGCCGCCACCAUGGGAGUCGGCCAUCUCGGGGCCUCCCCAACGCCUUGUAGGUCCGGCGGUGCUCCCUCCUCAACUUGGGAUCCGGCAGCUCCCCCUCCCCAUCGCCCUGGCAUCCGAUGGCACCCCCUCCCCAUCGCCCUGUUGAUCCGAUGGCGCCCCCUCCCCAUCCCCAUCAUCAGCUGCGCCCCAUCCUUUGGUGCUAGAUCAGCGGGGUCCAACGCCGCGGCCGCUCACGUAUCGCCUUUCUCGAGCCUUUUCUCGUCGGCCUCGGCAGCCCUGGCCAUCGCGCCCCACGACGCUCGCGACUCGGGUCUCGGCGGCUUGGCGUACUGGGCUUGGAUUCACGUGGGGACCGAGUCGGCCCCGGCACUCGCGCCACCACAGGAGGAGGAGGACGAGGGCCCGGCACGCUACAUCCUCAUCAAGGCCUACUUCCUCUCCACCAGCAUUGCUGAUCAUGAAGGUGAGUACUAUCUUGAUAUAAUUAGGAAGCAUGCUUUAGGAUGGCUUCCAGAGACGAGAAAAGAUGAUUAUGCAGUGGUUGAGAAACCAUCCUUGACAACAUGGAUGAAAGGAGGUCUUGAUUAUAUAGUUCUUAAAAGUUUGGACACAGAUGGGAUUUGCAUAAUUUCAAGCGUUCUUGGUCAAAGUAUCACCCUUGAUCAUUAUAUUCGACAGGUUGAUGAUAUGGUUGAGGAAUUCACUGAAAUUAAUCGUGUCAUGGAAAAAACUGGCAACUUCACCAUGCAAAUAAAAAAAACUCUUUCAACUUGUGGGGAAGGCUAA